Messenger RNA from Colletotrichum karsti, 1107 nucleotides. RefSeq lists its product as uncharacterized. Bases 1 to 1107 code for a protein of 368 amino acids. Gene Ontology annotation, molecular function: oxidoreductase activity. The transcript is spliced from 2 exons. The record is from RefSeq and is a predicted model, not a curated record. Lineage: Eukaryota; Fungi; Ascomycota; Sordariomycetes; Glomerellales; Glomerellaceae.
AUGGGUCGCCUUCCGCAAACCAUGCGCUCCCUUGUGGCGCCCAAACACUGUUCCCCGGCUGGCUUCGAGGUGGCCGAAGUACCCCUCCCAACUUUCACGCACCCCAACGAAGUGAUGAUCGAGAUUCACGCCGGCUCCAUCAUGAAAGGAGACUGUCAGCGGGCUGCCGGCAUUCCCAUAAUCGGCCCAAAAGAGGUUUUCCCCUUGGGAAUCGGCAUCGAUGGAUCCGGUAUCGUUGUCGCCACCGGAUCCGAUGUCAAGAGAUUUAAAGUAGGCGAUGCGGUCUACGGACAUGGUUUCAGCCGACCGGCUUUCAGCGGCCGUGUACCGGGGUUCUGUUCCGAGUACGCCAUCACGAAAGAGAACAUGCUUCUUCCUAAACCAUCCCAUCUCAGUUUCGAAGAGGCUGCCUCGCUCUCCGGGUAUACCGUCACGGCGUAUCAGACCAUCAGACGCGGCCUCGAGGUCGCCGGAGAGGACAGCCUCGAAGGCAAGACCGUCUACAUCCCCGCUGCUCUCAGCGGCGGUGGCUUCAGUGCGAUUCAGGUAGCCAGGAACGUAUUCGGCGCAACUCGCAUCAUCUCCACCGUCUCAACCCCAAAGAUGGCUCUCGUCGAGCAGUAUCUCCCCGGCAUGGUGGAUCAGCUCAUCGACUACACGACGACCAACUUGGUUGACGCCGUGCCCCGAGGCAGCGUGGACUUCAUGGUCAACACACAGUGGAACACGAUGAGGCCCGCUAUACCGCUUCUCAAACCCAAGACGGGCAUCAUCAUGUCCAUCUCAUCGAUACCCUCGUCUGCCCUCAUGAGAGAAGUUGUCGGGCCCAACAUGGUCCCAUUUUGGUUCGGUUGGUUGUUGGACUUGGUCCAGCUUUGGUACGCCUUUAUUCUCCGUGGUACCGGAAUCCAUCACGAGGCCGUGUCUGGCAAUCCGGGACCCAGGGAAGACUUUGAGAAGGUAGGAGAGAUGAUUGCCACCGGCAAGGUCAAGGCCGUCUUCCGCGCGGUCGAUCUCUCGGAUAUCGAUUCAAUUAGGCAGGAAUGCGCAAAGGUAGACAAGGGCAAAGGUGGAAUCGGUAGACUUGUUAUUAGGGUCAAAGCCUGA